Molecule: messenger RNA, 2838 nt
Organism: Apus apus (common swift)
Lineage: Eukaryota; Metazoa; Chordata; Aves; Apodiformes; Apodidae
Gene: TMC6
Product: transmembrane channel like 6
Exons: 19
Coding region: 207-2609 (800 amino acids)
Cellular component (GO): plasma membrane
Molecular function (GO): mechanosensitive monoatomic ion channel activity
Source: RefSeq, a predicted model, not a curated record
ACCCAACUCCGAGGUUCCCCUCGCCGUCCCGCCUGCGCCCCGCGCCCCCCGCUUUGCGGCCGCGGCCUCGGCCCCGUCCCGGAGCAAGCAACAGCCCGCGUGUCCCGGGGGAGCCGCGGUGACCGUGACCGUAACCGUCCGGUGGCUGUGGCAGGGCAGCGGCCGGAGGCAGCGCGGUGCCGCGGGUCCCGCUCGGCCCCAGCAGGAUGUCCCAGCCGCCCUCCAUCACACUCCGCGUCCCCGAGGACACCGAGAUCGAUGGCCAGGAACCGAGCCCGGACAUGGAGGGAGCCCUUCACACCUCCUUCCACCAGCUCAUCCAGGAGCAGAGCAGCUUGAUGGAGGCGAGUCUGGAGCUGGAAAUGCAGGAGAGGGGCAGAGAAACCCUGGCCCACCUGGCCCCCCCAGAUUCCUGUGCCAUGGCCUGGCUGGAGCCUGGGCAGGGUGAGCAGCACCCAGGCUACUCCUCUGCCUCCCUGCAGAUCCUCACCAGCAUGCCCAGCCGCACCAUCGGACGCAGCCGCGGGGCCAUCAUCUCCCGGUACUACAACCGCACAGCCCGGCUGCGGCGCCAGGGCAGCCGCCCACCCCUGCAGCAGCUCUGCCGCACAGCGCGGCCCAGCCUGCGGCAGUACGACCUGGAGACUGACCCUGACAGGGCCACGCUGGAAGACAAGCGGAGGCUGCUGGUGAAGGAGCUGCUGAGCCUCUCGCCCAGCCAGCGCAGCCACAUGCUGCUCACCGUGCCUCUCAGCCUGGCAGAGAAACGCACCCUCCGGCAGGAGCUGAGUGGGCAGAGGGAAUCCCUGGGGCAGCACACCCAGCACCUGGCCUCUUCCUCUCCCUGUGGAGGGUUCAAGGACUACAUCGUCCUCAGCUGCUGGCACCUCUGGUACAGGUUCCUCGCCCUGCUCCUGGCCGUGCAGCCCUGGCACUACUCCCUGAAGCAGAUCGGCAGCCGCUUCGGCUCCAGUGUCCUCUCCUACUUCCUCUUCCUCAAGACACUCCUAAUGUUCAACAUCUUCUCAUUCCUCAUCCUGCUGGUCUUUGUGGUGGCCCUGCAGGCUGCCUAUCCCCCUGCCUUGGCCAGCCCUGAGCCCUUCACUGGCCUCGAGCUCCUCACCGGAGCGGGCUACUUCACUCACUCACUGCUCUACUAUGGCUACUACAGCAACGUUACCCUCAACGACCCCCAUGCCCCCAGCCCCAACUGCAGCACAUGCCCCCUUACAGCCCCCCUGCUCCCCUACAACAUGCCCCUGGCCUAUGUCUUCAGCGUCGGUGUCUCCUUCCUGGUCACCUGUGUCCUGCUGGUGUACAGCAUGUACCGCUCCUUUGGGGAGAGCUACCGGGUGGGCUCCACCGGGGACCUGGCUGUCAAAGUCUUCUGUGCCUGGGACUUCAAGGUGAUGCAGAGGCGCUCAGUGAAGCUGCAGUGUGAGAACAUCUGCACCCAACUGAAGGAGUUGCUGGCGGAGCAGCGAUCCCGGUCCCGCCGCCGGAGCCUCUGCCAGCGCCUGGGGCACGGCACGGUGCUGCUCCUGGCCUGGGCCCUCUCGCUGAGCACGGUGCUGGGCUGCAUGCUGGCUGUGCACUACUUCUCAGAGCACAUGCACCUGGUUCAGCAGAACCAGCAGGCGUGGGGCAGCAGCCAGCAGCAGCAGGAAGCCAUCCUGCUAGUCCUGCCCCUUGUUGUGUCACUCCUCAAUGUGCUGAUGCCCCAUCUGUACAACUUGCUGGCCAUGUGGGAGAAGCAGGACUCGCCCGCAGUGCAGGUCUACGUGGCAAUCUGCAGGAACCUCAUUCUGAAGAUGGCAGUCCUUGGUCUGCUCUGCUACCAGUGGCUCAGCCGGACGGUUGUCUGCUCGACAGCAGAGUGCUGGGAGACAUGUGUGGGGCAGGACUUGUAUCGCUUUGUGGUGAUGGACUUAAUAUUCACCCUGCUGGACACGCUCUUUGGGGAGCUGGUCUGGAGGCUGAUCCUGGAGAAGAGGCUGAAGAGGAAGCAGAGGCCUGAGUUUGACAUCGCCCGGAAUGUGCUGGAACUGAUCUAUGGGCAGACCCUGACCUGGCUGGGCGUUCUCUUUGCACCGCUCCUGCCGGCCGUGCAGACACUGAAGCUGCUGCUGCUGUUCUAUGUCAAAAAGACCAGCCUGAUGCAGAACUGCCAGUCCCCCAGCAAGCCCUGGCAAGCAUCUCACAUGCGCACUGUCUUCAUCACCCUGCUGUGCUUCCCGUGCUUCCUGGGAGCUGCCGUCUUCCUCUCCUACACUAUCUGGUCGGUGCGGCCAUCGGAGACCUGUGGUCCCUUCCAGGGACUGGAAACCAUCUACAAGUCAGGGAAGACCUGGGUGCAAGUGCUAGAGAAGUCCAGCCCAAACAUCUCCUGGUUCACCUGGGUCCACCAGCACCUGGUGGAGAACCCCCUUCUCCUGUUUUGUGUGUCUGGGGUCCUGCUAGCCGUGGUCUACUUCAACAUCCAGGUGGUGAGAGGCCAGCAGAGGGUCAUCCACCUGCUGGAGGAGCAGAUUGCCAACGAAGGGGAAGAUAAAAUAUUUCUCAUUCAGAAGCUUCACUUCGCUUACGAGCAAAGAGAGAGACGCGCCUGAGCCCCAGGUGAGGGCCAGGGAGGGGGGCUGCUGGGUGCUUGGAGCCUGUAUCUCUCCUUAGUUCCAGGCUCCCCAGGAAGGAGUGGGACAGGACAGGACCCUGCUCGCUGACUGGCUGGAUCCAUCCUUUCUAAGCCAUUGUGGUGCUGGAAGCAGUGGGACCAUGCUGAGCUGGUGAAGAUCCUCUCUUCUGGGUGGCUGCAGCCAAGGACCCAAUGGGACGUGUCAC